Messenger RNA from Macrobrachium nipponense, 2640 nucleotides. RefSeq names its product cyclin-K-like. Gene Ontology annotation, cellular component: nucleus; cyclin/CDK positive transcription elongation factor complex. The coding region runs from base 91 to 1395 and encodes 434 amino acids. Gene Ontology annotation, molecular function: cyclin-dependent protein serine/threonine kinase activator activity. Gene Ontology annotation, biological process: regulation of transcription by RNA polymerase II; positive regulation of DNA-templated transcription, elongation. The transcript has 5 exons. Lineage: Eukaryota; Metazoa; Arthropoda; Malacostraca; Decapoda; Palaemonidae. The record is from RefSeq and is a predicted model, not a curated record.
AAGUCUUUUAUUCUGUUGUAGGUCACAGCAUGUUGCUGCCUUUUUCUUGCUGGAAAAGUUGAAGAGACCCCAAAGAAGUGCCGUGACAUCAUGAAAAUGGCAAAGGCUAACAUGGAUGAAGUAACUUGGGCAGAGUUUGGCAGUGAUCCAAGGGAGGAGGUCAUGACCUUGGAAAGAAUAUUGCUGCAAACAAUCAAGUUUGAUUUCAUAGUUGAACACCCGUAUUCAUACCUUCUCAAGUAUGCUAAAGGUCUAAAAGGUGAUAAGAAAAAGUUGCCUAAUAUGGUGCAGAUGGCUUGGACUUUUGUUAAUGAUAGCAUGUGCACAACAUUGUGUCUACAAUGGGAGCCUGAGAUUAUUGCCAUUGCAUUGAUGUAUUUAGCUGGGAAACUGAGUAAAUUUGAAGUCUCAGACUGGGUUGGAAGAACAGCUAAACAAGAAAAAUGGUGGGACAUGUAUGUUUCUGGAAUCACCAUUGAACUUCUUGAAGAUAUAUGCCAUCAAGUUCUUGACCUUUAUUCACCUAAAGGAUCCGAGGGAAGUGGAAGUUCUGGACCAUGUGCCAGUUUGGAAAGCCCCAGUGUGAUAUCUGGUGGAAGUUCUAUUAAAAAUUCCAGUGUCAAUUCAUCAGCUGCAGUUGUAAGUGCUCCCCCUUCAUCAGGGCCAUCUUCAAGUGCUGUCUCAGUUUCUGCUUCUGCAAGUGCAACUGCAGCUAGUGCUGAUCCUCCCCUAUCACACUCAGGAUCUUCACAGAAACGAUCAGCAACUCCAACAAAAGGUGCUUCACAGCCACCAACAAAGAAAGCCAAGAAAGAGGAAGUGAAGUCAUCUCCUGCCAAACCAUCCCCUGUGAAGCAAGAAUCUGCAAACCCAGCUCAAUCUUACCAGUACUCUUAUCAGUCCUAUUCAAAUUAUCCUCCAUCAUAUCCUUCUUCACAAAGUACUCCUUCAAGCUCCUCAUCCACCUCAGCACCUCGCUACCCUACUUACACGUAUCCACCCACCACCACUCAAGGGCCUCCUCCACCAACUCAGGUUCCACCUCAAGUGCCACCCCCAGCUUAUCCAGCCACACAGAGACAUUACCCACCACCUGCAGCAGGAACUCCACAAGCUCCUCAUUAUACUAAUCAACCUCCUCCUCCUUCACAUUAUUCUUCAUCUUCUCAUCCUCCUUAUCAUCCACCACCCACAACUUCACAUUAUGCUGCUCCACCUCCAACUAAUUAUCCUCCACCAGCACAUGGGUCAUCAUCUUCAUAUUAUGCGGCUCCACCAUCAACCUCCAAUCCUCCACCAAGUUAUCCACCCACUGGACCGUCUUCAUCUUAUGCAGCCCCAAGUUCUUAUUCUCACUCCCACUCGAGUUCAAGAUCAUAUUACCCCCCACCAUAAUCAUUUUCAUUUCAAGAUCAUAUUACCCCCCACCAUAAUAAUUUUCAUUUCAAGAUCCCAUUACCUCCACUAUGAUAAUUUGCAGUUCAAUAUUAUUGCCUUGUAUGAAGUUUUUAUGCUUAGUUUAAAGAAUUACAAAACGAAUAACUGUAAAAAAGUGUCACUUUUCAUGUUGAUUACAAGUACAAUUUGUGAAUAUUGUAGUGUACCUAGGUAGUUUUCCUUAGUUAUAUUUUAUGACCAUUAAUUAAAAUUGUUAUACAUUAUGAAAUUUCUUCAUACAGAAAACAAUGUGAUUUGACGGUAGGGUAAAUUAUUAGCAUGUAUACUUUCCUCUUAUCUACAGCAGUUAAUUGUAUAAGAUUCCAGAAGAAUGAUGAAGACUAUUGUGAAAUAGUCAUCAUCACGGCAGCUUGCUUGCCGCCAGUGUGUAAAGUGGAUAGCUAUGAAGUGUCAUUGUUUUAUAACAGAAAAAACAAUUGAAUAGGAAGUAGAAAAUAAAUGUUAAAAGUUACAGUAUUUAAAAUUUAUGCAAAGUACACAGACUUGGAAUCAUAUAGAGCAGGAGUCUCCAAAUGUUUUAGUAUGAGGGCACAUUGUUUUAGGGCAAGCCUGAAAAAAAAUGAUGAUCUUACAUAGAUUGCUUGGAGAUUUUUUUGCAGGUACGAUAUGUUUUAACUGUUAUAUUUAGGCAUAUUGUAUUGAAAUUUUUAUAUGCUCUCAUCUGUUAUCAUUCCAACAGAAGCUAGAAAUGGUCUUUGAAUUGUAAAUUGAACCAGAAACAGACCAUAUAACUAACUAAACAAUAUUUUUGAAGAGAGGGUAACUUCUGAAUUUUUAUGGAGAUUGCAAUUGGAGGUCUAUCAUUUUUUGUUUUAUUUUAUUGAUUAUACUGUGAAUUUUAUCUGUAAUAUUUCAUAUUAAUUGAGAAUGAAACCGUCAGAUUAAACAGGACGAUAACUUGAGGAGGUAACUUCCAUAAAUUAGCCUGUAUCACUGCCAUUGUUAUUUUUUUAUAAUAUUUUUUUUACUUUGAAUUUUUUAUGAAUUUGCAAGAAUCUUAACUUCCCAAGUAAAGGAGAAUUUAUAUACAUUAUACUGUAGUUGAUUUUUCCCCUUAUGCUUUGGUCAUACAUGCUGGAAAUAUUUGAUGUAAUUUUAUAUUAAAAAAACGGUUGAUAAAUUUUUAAAAAUAGAUAUGUACUACAACCAGUGGUUACAGCAUCCACACUUGAUGUUUUAGGA